Molecule: messenger RNA, 4515 nt
Organism: Orcinus orca (killer whale)
Lineage: Eukaryota; Metazoa; Chordata; Mammalia; Artiodactyla; Delphinidae
Gene: ACKR2
Product: atypical chemokine receptor 2
Exons: 3
Coding region: 2146-3321 (391 amino acids)
Biological process (GO): G protein-coupled receptor signaling pathway; chemotaxis; immune response
Cellular component (GO): membrane
Molecular function (GO): chemokine receptor activity
Source: RefSeq, a predicted model, not a curated record
GUUGUCAGAAAGCAUCAUUGGUAGAUGCUAAAAUUAGUGGUAAAAGUAUGAUAAGAAGCAGGAUAUUUGCAUAGUUUCAAAGUACCUCCCCACAAGAUGCUUAUUACAAAAGAAUAAAUAGUAAUUUCAUGGUGGAAAAACCUGGCAGACACUACCUUACCAAGUGAUCAAAGUUAACAUUGCCAGUAAUGAGCCAUAUUAAAAUCAGGUACAUCUGGUAUCAUGCGCUGAGAGGGACACAUCACUUCUCUGGUGUUCCUGCCCAAAAUGCAUAGCCUCAAUCUAAUCAUGAAGAAGCAUCAGACCAAAAUUUAGGGGCAUUCUACAGUUCUCUUCAGAACUGUCAGGUCAUGAAAGAUAAAGCAAGACUGAGGAACUGUCUCAGAAUGGAGAGACCAAGGAGACACAACAACAAAAUGCAGGGUGGGGUUCUGCUUCAGAUCCUGGACCAGAGAAGGGACAUUAGUGGGACAAUUGGUGACAUUCGAAUAAGGUCUGCAGAGUAGUUAAUUGUGCUGUGUCAUGGUUCAGAUCGUUGUAUUGUGGUUCUGUAAGAUGUUAACGGGAAUUCUGUGCACAAUUUUUUCAAGUCUAAAAAUUAUUUUUAAAUUAAAAAAGUUUAAAAAGGGGGUGAGGAAGGAGCCCAGGUUCUAGAACUUAGUUGUUCCCCAAGAUGGAAGCAGGACUCUUUGCCUUAUUCUCCCUAUUGGUAACUAGCAUUUGGCCUGGAGAGACUUGGAGACCCACCCACUAGGAAGGUCCCCUGCUUCCCUCUGUGGGAGUGAGAACCCAUCACAGGCUUGGCCUCCUGUGGCCUGUCGAUGCCAGAGAAAGGCAAAUGUCUGCCUUUGUCCACCUCUCUGGGGACCUUCAGUUCUCAUGCCUGUCUGAGGGAGGCACCAUCCCCACACCCCCAAAAGAUCUGAAAACCACGGCUCAGAGAGGUGAAGCCACCAUCUCUAGGUCACACAGCAGGUACAUAGCCAGAUUCAAGCCCAGCUCUGUGUAACCCAAUUGCCAGUGCCUGUAACCACCUGACAUUAUUCUAUUACUGCUCAAUUCAGGUAGGGGCAACGAGCAUUCACCAAGCAACUACUGUGUGUCAGGCUGGCAGUGGGGCUGGAGGUGAAGGUGGCUGAGACAUUGACCCUGGACCACAGGUGCCAUCCUGGCGGAGAGGAACCCUCAUACUGCCAAGCAUAUGGCAGGCAGUGUGUCGCACACACAUAUUCGUUCAUUCAGUCUGCUCUUGCCUGGCCCUGGACUCAGGCUGGUGGGUCAGAUAUGGUCCUUGCCCUGGGAGCUCGUGACCCAGGAGCGGAGCAGACAAGUGAACAGACAGCUAGCUAUGCGGAAAGUCAUGCCAUGAUGGGAGUGGCAGGGGGAGUAGGGAAAGGGAAAGAGGGAAUAUGGUCUAGAAAGUCUAGGAGAUGAGAAUAUCCCUGACACUGUGGGUGGAACAGACACAGCACUGCUUGGAGGGAGUUAGGGUCAGAGAAGGAGGGUUGGGGGUGAAUGAGGGAGUGGGUAGAAUCCUGCUGGGGAGGUAUCCAGGACCAAUGAAGCUGGAGGCUGGGAAGGCCACCUAGAUAGGGGACAGGGUAAGCGAAAGCCUGGAAGUCUGGACUGAGACAGUUCAUGUUCUUGGCCCAGCUGCAGGGGAAUCGUUCCAGAGAAGUAUGGUUGGGGACACAUGUUUUCCAAAGUAAUUAGAACCUCUCUUUGGGGGAGAUGUUCUUUCAUGGGGGCAGUCAUUUGAGCUUGACUCAUCUUCAGUGAGGGAAACAGCUUGUGGCUGUGCAGCUGAGGUGGGUCUGGGGCAGGCGCAAAGAGGUACUUUGUUCCAGCCGGAAGGCAGGAUGUGUGCAGGAAGCUGUCCAGGGAGGGGAAGAGCUUAUGAAGGAUCACUCCCUCUGCACUUCACUGAGGAAGAAGGACCCAGGCGCUACUGCUCUCCUCCUGGGUGCGAGGUGGACAUCCCUAGGCAAGUGGAGCUGGCUCUGCCUCCUCUCUAUCUAGUUGUCCGGAUUCCCUAGAGGUUCUACUCCAGAGCUUCAUUCGGGAUUGCCUUACUAUCUGUGAAGAUGUGAAUAACUGACACUGCAAUCCAUUCCUCUCAAGGUGUUUCUGGAGCUCCAGCACUGGAUGUGUCCUCCCGCCAUGGCCGCCACCGCCUCUCCUCUGCCACCCAGCACCAAGGUGGCCAGUUCUGAGAACAGCAGCUCCUUCUAUGACUAUGAGUACUUCCUGGGCGACGUGGCCUUCAUGCUCUGCAGGAAGGACGAGGUGCUGUCGUUUGGCAGAGUCUUUCUGCCACUCUUCUAUGGCCUGAUCUUUGUGCUGGGCCUGAGCGGGAACCUCCUUCUCCUAGUGGUCUUGCUCCGGUAUGUGCCUCGAAGGCGGAUGACCGAGAUCUAUCUGCUGAACCUGGCCAUCUCCAACCUCCUGUUUCUGGUGACGCUGCCCUUUUGGGGCAUCUCUGUGGCCUGGCAUUGGGUCUUUGGGAGUUUCUUAUGCAAGGUGGUGAGCACCCUCUACACCAUUAACUUCUACAGUGGCAUCUUCUUCAUUAGCUGCAUGAGCCUCGACAAGUACCUGGAGAUUGUCUGCGCUCAGCCCCACCACCGGCUGAGGACCCGGGCCAAGAGCCUGCUCCUCGCAGCUGCCGUGUGGGCUGUGGCCCUGGCUGUCUCCAUCCCCGACAUGGUCUUUGUGAGGACGCAGGAAAACGCCCCAGGCGUGUGGGACUGCUUUGCGGAUUUUGGGGGGCACGGGACCAUCUGGAAGCUCUUCCUCCGCUUCCAGCAGAACCUCCUGGGGUUUCUCCUCCCCCUGCUUGCCAUGAUCUUCUUCUAUUCCCGCAUUGGCUCCGUCCUGGCCAGGCUGAGGCCCCCAGGUCAGAGCCGGGCUCUGAGGAUGGCCAUAGGCCUGGUGGUGGCCUUCUUUGUGCUGUGGUUCCCGUACAACGUCACCUUGUUUCUGCACUCGCUGCUGGACCUGCAAGUCUUUGGGGACUGCAAGGUCAGCCAGCACCUGGACUAUGCGCUGCAGGUGACAGAGAGCAUCGCCUUCCUCCACUGCUGCUUCACCCCCGUCCUCUAUGCGUUUUCCAGCCGCCGCUUCCGCCAGUACCUCAAGGCUUUCCUGGCCACUGUGCUCAGACGACACCAGGCUCCUUACCUUGCCCAGGCCCCACCGUCCAGCUAUUCUGAGAGUAGUAGGCUCAGUGGCCAAGAAGAUAUAACUGGCAUGAAUGACCUCGGGGAGAGGCAGGCUGAGGACUCCCCCAACAAGGGGGACACAAGGAAAAAUUCAGCCUGAGUGACCACACCACAGUCCAUGAGAGCAGAUGGGACCCAGCUCAGCUGUGCAUCCACCAAAGUCCUCCCUUCAGAGGUCUCAGUGACCAUGUUGCUAAACCAGUCAGUUCUUGGUCCUCAGCCAUCAGCAGUGUUCACUGUCUCCUGUCUUCUCCCUCCUCUUUCUCCACUGCCUUCCAGGACUCCAUACUCGCUGGCCUGAAUGGCUGCUGUAGUUUCCCAGCUGACCUCUGUGCUUCCUAUCCUCGUGCUCUCAUCCAGUCUACACCCAGCAACCAGAGUAACCACAACACCCUCAGCCAUCUCUCCCAUCCCCCUCAGAGUAGCCCGAGGCCUGCCACCCACCAGACUUCCGCCUUCCCUGUGGCUCAGCUGGGGGAAUAUUACUGCAAGACUGUUUGCCAUCACAGCCUUGAAGGUGGAUCCAGGGUCUGGCAGUCAGGAGGGGCUGGAGGUGCUCCACACAUGGGAGUCUGCGGGUGGGAGGCAGAGUGAACACGUGUUCCUGGUGGUCCAGGAGCAUCUGCCUCCCUCUGCCUCCCACGCCCCCUCUCAGGAGGCUUCAGGGCUCCCUAGACCCUGCACUAUCAAGUCCAGAACGUUUGUCCAAUUUAAGCCUGGAGCUUUCACAAUUAGAAUCCCAUACACCGUUUCACGCUUGUACUCCUUCACCUCCCUUUUCAUUUCCUGGUUGCCACGCCCAUUGUUCUUUCCUGCAGGUUCCAGUCCUUGCUUUUGCGCUUUCUGGCUCCCUUAUGGAACAGGGAUCAUUUUCCAGCCAGGUAUCCCCUCACCCUUGUCGUGUAACUGAAUCCUACUUGCUCUGGGAAACCACUCCGGGGUCACUCUGCCCUGUGCUUAGGGUGGAGGUUGGGUAGAGCAUGGGUCUUUGAUCAGUGAUGACCUUAUGUUUCCCUGGCACAGUGAUUCAUUUAUGGAUGGACACAUGACCCAGGCAGAGCUUGUGAAAUGUAACGUGACUAGAGCAUGCUAGAACAGAGGCAUGAAACUGAAGCCAAGGGGAUGUGAGGUCUGGAGCUGCUCCUUCAUUGGCUCGAACUUCAGAAGGUGAGGUGACAGCAGUGAGUGAGCAGAUCCUGGGGGCAGCGCUCGAGCCCUAGAAUCAAGGCACGGCUGAAGCUCAUCCCAAGCCUGGACUUGACAGUGACACGAACCAAUAAAUUCUUUUCCAGUU